This is a messenger RNA of Pieris napi, 2256 nucleotides long. It is a transcript of the gene dally, whose product is annotated as division abnormally delayed protein. Gene Ontology annotation, biological process: cell migration; positive regulation of canonical Wnt signaling pathway; regulation of protein localization to membrane. The transcript has 9 exons. Gene Ontology annotation, cellular component: extracellular region; plasma membrane; cell surface. The record is from RefSeq and is a predicted model, not a curated record. NCBI's taxonomy places the organism in Eukaryota, Metazoa, Arthropoda, Insecta, Lepidoptera, Pieridae. Bases 146 to 1807 code for a protein of 553 amino acids.
GUCCGUACUCCGUUGGCAACGCGGUGGGUUCGCGGUCGCGUCAGGCCAGUCGUCGUCCGUCAGUCGGGGAAUGUGCUCUGAUGCGGGAGCUUGUGCCGCUUUUGUAGUCGCGUGUGUUGUGUAAAUAAAACUUGUGAUUUUUGCAAUGCGGUGUGCGGUGUUGGUGUGUCUUGCGGCGAGUUGGGGCUGCGUCGCCGCCGCCCCUGCGUCUUGCCUCGAACACUUCUUCGUCAAACACAACGUAACAGCUGAUGACAGCCAACAGCCAGGUCCCAUAUGCGGAGGGCAGUGCUGCGGUCGAGGAAGAGAGACCCACUUAACAUCAACUCUCAGACAGAAUGCCGAAGACAAAAUAGCAGCUGCCACCAGGCCUAUUGCUGAGCUUUUGCUGGCCACCAGGAGGACAUUGCAAGAGCACCUAACAGCCCUGUCGCACCAGUCACAGAACAAGACAGCAGCACUGUUGUCCCAGCUGUACAGAGGCCACGCCACAAGAGCUCAUACUCCCUUAGCGACCCUAUACGAUGACAUAAGGACUUUGCUUCGAUCCAAUCUAGAGACUGAAGAUGCCGUUGACCUGGGAUCCCCGCCACCUAAAGAAAUGGCGCAGAGUACGAAGAAAUUCUUCAGAGAAGUAUUCCCCGUGGCGUAUCAAAACGUACUAAGGCUGGACACGAAGCAAUUCACAACCGCCUAUGAGGCGUGUUUGAAGGACGCAUAUGAUGCUGUCCAGCCUUUUGGAGACGUUCCCGAACAGUUGGGGUCAUCGCUAGCCAAGUCUUUGGAGGCUGCGCGUGCGCUCUUACAAGUGCUUGGUGUUGGUGCGGGCGCUCUGGGCGGUGCUGAGCGGGCGGUGAAGGGCGCCGCCCACAGUCACUAUGGUCGGUUGCUGUUGAAGAUGGGCGGCUGCUCGCGAUGUCAAGGCCAUGAUAUCAGCCCUUGCAAGAACUAUUGUCUCAAUAUCGCUAGAGGAUGUAUUGGGUCGAUAAUAUCAGAGCUGGAUGCUCCAUGGGCUAGUUACGUGGAAGGCGUGGAAAGGCUGGCAAGAGCAGACGCAGACGCCGCUCUCAGGGCGCUGGACGCCAGGGUGUCUGAAGCCAUCAUGCAUGCUUUGGAGAACCAUGUCAUAUUGGAAAAAAAGGUGCGUCAAGAAUGCGGUCCGCCAUCUACCCUUGAGAGCACGAACCUGCCUCCUCCCUCCCCCACGGGAGCCUCUAGAAGGGACGCGUUGCGGGCUCCACCACCAGACACGGAACUGCUCCAGUUUGCAGCGACGCUCGCCGCUACGAAGAAGCUGUUCGCCAGUAUGGCUGACAGACUCUGCGAUGACCCAGACUUUGCCACUGAUGGAAAUGAGAAUUGCUGGAAUGGGGAUACAGUUGGAGAGUACACCAAAGCGCUAGUGGCAUCUGCUUCAAUGAGUGACCAGAAAUACAACCCCGAAAUGACGGAGACUGCUCCCAACCCCGAAGUGGCCAUUCUUGGCGAGAGAUUGCGUCAGGCAAGACAGUUACUUGUUUCGCACUCUUGGAGCGGAAACCUCCCAGCAGCUGAGGCCUUCAUGCAAGGAGAUGAAGCUGGUGACGAAGGUUCGGGCUCUGGUCGUCUCUACACUGAUGACGACGCCUCAUAUGAUGCUGAGGGUUCUGGAGAAGAGGGAUCUGGGACUCCUGAUAUUGCAGUGAGUCGAACGAUUACCGGAGAAGAAACAACAUACUCAGCACCUCCAAAGAUAAGUGGAGCCUCCACCAGAUGCGUCUGCGGGUUCAUGGUUGCUAUACUCGUGUCCGCAGUCAUCAGCGUAUAAACCCAAGUGCGAGUUCAUCUCGAGAUCCGUCUUGAGAUCCCAGUGAAUCAUAUCAUAUGUAAGCAAUAUUGGAGUGUGCAAUGGACUGAAAGUGUGUUUGUUUUAAUGUCGAAUGUUUUCUUCGAUCGUAAGUAUUAGAACAAUAUUAGUAUUAUGUUCGUAGUACUCUAAAAUUGUUAAUUUAUUAAGCGUACGGGGACUGAAAGACAAAUCAACUAUCAAUUAUUACUAACUUUUAAUUAAAAUAUUGGUUUGAUUUAAGCUAGUAAAUAAAACUUAUUUUUUAAGUACAAUACGAUUUGGAAUGCUCAGUAGCAAACGUGGCGAGUAAAUAACGCAGAACAGAAUCAAAUCAAAGAAAUUUUAUUUAUUACGUAAAACACCGAAAACAAAAAUCUCCUAAAUAUUACUUGUAACUUGUAAGUUACAUUCACUUUAAAAUUUAUAAU